AUUUCUCACUAAUCUAUUUGACGGUCUCUAACCUCGGAGGUCUGGAAGGAUGUGAAAGUUCCCUGUUCUCUGACUGAACAACAAGCCCAAGCCUCUGUUUUUUCCUCUGCUCAGAAGUGUGUGAAGUCAGCCGUCUGUCUGGCACAGAAGUGUAUUGAUGUGCUUCCAGGUGUUUGUGGUAACUCCCAAUGUCUGGACUGCAGGACCCUCCCUACACCCUGUGAGAUCAUCCCUCUUUUAAUUAGAUCGGAUCCGCCAAUUACCGUCUUUCUUUCUCUCUUGCCGGCUGUAUAAAAGGAGUCCGGGUCACAGAUUCUGCAGACAGGAGCUCAGGAAAGAUUUACCGCAAAAUGUCGUCCAAAAUGCUUUGGUUGGUCACUUUGCUGGCUUGUGCUUUGAAGUUCAGCUCCGCUCAGAAGAGCUGCAGAGGACGAUGCGGUGCCGAGUACAACCGGGGCCACAUGUGCCAAUGUGACUAUAACUGCCUGUCCUUUGAUGAGUGCUGCAGAGAUUUUGAAUCUCAGUGCACCACAAAAAACUCCUGCAAAGGCCGCUGUGGAGAAACCUUCAGGAGAGGUCGGCUGUGCACCUGCGACUCUGACUGCUCGAGGUUCAACCAGUGUUGUCCAGAUUACAAUGCCCACUGUGAUGCGGAUGAAUCAACUCUGACGGAGGACCUUUCACUCGGUGAAGGAAACAAUGCAGACGACAACUCAUUUACUCCAGACAGUUUAACGCCGUACCAGCCGAACGAUCUCAGCGAUGAUCUGUAUGCCGAGAUCUUUCCGGGUCCUGACUCUUCCACCGACGGAGUUGGGGAUCCGCAGGCGUCUCCGGGCCCAGAGAUCAGCAGCGGCGAUGCGCCAACUCCAGCCGACGCCCUGGAUAUAAACUCAACAGAACCGAGUCUGGUGGGAGGCGAUCAGGACUUUGGCACAGAGAGACCUCUCUCUCUCACGGACGCGACUCCUACGGACGCCAUUCUUGUGUCGACCACUGCGAGCACAGAUCCUCAAGAUCCGACAACAGACCCGGAUCAAGCAAUGAUUCCCUACGAAGCCACAGCUGCACCAGACGCCGUUAUCAUUGAGCCUUCUACGUCCUCAGCACCACAAAAUGAAUCUACGGCUUCCCCCGGUGUUACAGAGACGGAGGAGGAGGCUUUCCCUCCAGACAAGCCAGAAGUCACAUCCAACGACACACAGGACUUGAUCGGAGAGCUGGAAAACUCUCCGCUCACCACAACUUCUGCCUCAUCAACGCUGGCUUCAGCAAUACCCUCAGAGGAAACUACUUCGAGCCCAACCAUAGAGAGCAGCCCGGGAAAUGUCACAACAAGCUCUCCCGAUUUACCGCAAGACAUUAAAGAUCCGCUCUCCCCUCUCAUCUCAGCUGGAGAUUCCUCAUCCACAGCUACAACCCCAAACAAGACCACUGACGAUGUCGAACCAGAUGCAACGGCUGCUGGUCUCCUCACAUCUGAACCCGACCUGUCCACAGCGUCCCCCACCUCUAACACCCGAACCCAACCCUGAACCCAGCCGGACCCAUCUGCUGUGUCACCCAUCUCUGAACCUGAACCCAGCCCUGACCCAUCUGCAGCGUCCAUCGUCUCUACACCCCAACCCAAACCAGACCCCAACCCUGACCCGUCUGCAGCGCCACCCACCUCUAAACCCAAACCCAAACCUGAUACCAAACCUCGGCAGCCACAAACCCAGACCCUAGACAACCUGAGAGAUUACCAAGGAGAUGACAGCGACGACACAAACCUGUGCAGUGGGCAGCCCAUCAGUGGACUCACCACACUGAGGAACGGCACAAUGGUGGUUUUCAGAGGUCAUUACUUCUGGUUCCUGGAUAGAAAUCUGGUGCCGAGCGCACCCAAAGGAAUCACAGAGGUGUGGGGUGUGCCCUCACCUAUUGACACUGUGUUUACUCGCUGCAACUGCCAGGGAAAAACGUACAUUUUCAAGGGAGGCAGAUACUGGCGGUUCGAAAAUGAUGCUCUGGACCAGGGCUAUCCCAAAAUCAUUAAAACAGGCUUCGAUGGGCUGCAGGGCCACAUCACCGCUGCACUGUCGGUUCCUCAGUACCUCAGAAGGAAAGAGACGGUCUACUUCUUCAAGAGAGGGGGAAUGGUUCAGAAAUAUUCAUACCAGUUUGGCACCAGUCCGACAUGUGGAAACACAGCUAAACAUCCUUUGUAUACCGUUCGUGCUCGAAUGGUCCGACAAGCAGUUUCUGUUUUGGAACCAGCAAUUAAAAUCCAGAAAUCCUGGAGAGGCUUCCCCGCCACCAUCACAGCAGCUGUGUCCUUGCCAACCAUCCGAGAUCCCGAGGGGUACAAAUACAUCGUCUUCUCCAGAUCGUCGGCCUACAACGUGAGGAUGCAAGGCGAGCGCCCCGUCGUCGCAGCUCCGAGACCGAACGUGUCGCCGAAAACCGACAACUUCUUCAGAUGCCCCCCGAAGAAAUCCUAACGAUUUUUUUUUUAAAUAAGGAACGUCUGCUUACUUUUACACAUUUUUAUUUUUUCAUCUUAAAAAGACACAACAUGAGCAUGGAUUAAAAACAAAAAAAAACAUGUCCAAACAAUCAAAAUGAGCAAAAUCUGGGCAGAAAAAUGUGAAGAAAUGCAGGAGUAAAUCUUUAUUGAACGCAGAUCUGAAAGCGGUUUCUGACAGGAAUGGUUGGGUCUCCUCUGAUUAGUGCUUCAUCUAAAGAAUCGUCUCGCAGGAAAGCCGCGGGAAGGCAUGGCUUGACCUGUGGAAGACAAAAUAUGUUUCAGAUAUGUCUUCACCCCAUAUUUACUAAGUAUUAAUCAAUGUUAUAACUAUGAUAUCAUUUCCUGACAGCUUGUGUCAUUUUUGGGCUGAAUUUUAUGAAAUACAAAAAGAGUUUUGUGCAUAAAGAACAUGAGUGAAUUUUACUUAACUGUCCUAAGAAAACGGGGAUUUUUUAAAAAAAUAUAAUAAAAACAUUCAAUGUUGUAAAAA
This is a messenger RNA of Fundulus heteroclitus (mummichog), 2999 nucleotides long. It is a transcript of the gene prg4b, whose product is annotated as proteoglycan 4b. The record is from RefSeq and is a predicted model, not a curated record. NCBI's taxonomy places the organism in Eukaryota, Metazoa, Chordata, Actinopteri, Cyprinodontiformes, Fundulidae.